AUGAAACUAAAGGCGAGAAUGCUCUCUUUCUUGACAAUGCAGCUUUUACCCCCUACUCCCUUUUCCACCCUCUCCUCCUCCUCCACCUCUUUCGUCAAUCCUAACACCAGCAGUUUAGGCAAGUGA
Molecule: messenger RNA, 126 nt
Organism: Echinococcus granulosus
Lineage: Eukaryota; Metazoa; Platyhelminthes; Cestoda; Cyclophyllidea; Taeniidae
Exons: 2
Coding region: 1-126 (41 amino acids)
Source: RefSeq, a predicted model, not a curated record